AUGGCCAAUGAACAACCAUCCCAGCUCGCGGUCGAAGAGUCAAACAAUCUAGUACAAACUGAUGUAAAUGGACAUCACAACCCUAAUCAUGCUACUUUGCACCAAGCCGGCACACAAGCCGUUCAUAACGACCACACGAGCAGAUUCGACUCUCACCACGUAAGAGGAGAGCACGCAACGUGUCACGAUUUCCUUUGUCAUUCAUUAUUAUCGACAUCUCGAGUGUGGGAUUUACUACUCUCAUGUAUCCCGGCGUCGUUCACACGCCGUGGUUCAGUGACGACCGGAAACGGACCCGAACGGCGACCACGUCCAACGAGGAGACUUACAAAGACUCGCCGAAGAGAAGAUAUUCAGCUGAACACUCUCUCUGAUCCAAGCCAUUCAUACGAAGCCCCUAAUGCUGCCUCUCCACGCCGGAAACGCAACCGACUCCGUAGUCACCGUCGACCAAUCUCUACAGUAUCUACAGGUCAAGGAUCUCACUCUGGAGAUCUCCAGCAAAGCACGCACUCUAAUAUCCCGACGCGAAUGACGACUGGCUCGACCAUUGACCCUCGGCACCGAUCAUCAUCACGCAAUUCACAUUUGCAGGGGAACAAUUCUGCCUUUUUGAACUCGUUACGAGCGGCACCACGCCCGCCGUUGGUACCGUUUCCUCUGCACCUUCCAGACGACAUCCUACGGUGCAUCUUUGAAAACGCGGCGUAUGACGAUAUAGACACGGCAUGCUCACUCGUGCUCGUGGCUUCGCAUGUCAAAGAAUGGGUAGACCCCAUCUUAUAUUCGGCUGUGCGGCUGGAGGGACCGAGUCAGAUUCGGCUUUUUGCGAGGACAGUCAGGGAGUCGUUUGAUUCCCAGACGAGCGGAACAACAAGCAGACCGCGAACUCCCAUCGACUUGUCAUCCAGCAUGCCACAUUUACCGUUGCCACCGCUAAUUCCCUACGCACAACCCCGACGUUCCAUUUCCAUUGACAGCCUUCGAGCCAGCAUCCACACCCAUGCGCAUCAUGCGUAUGUGCCACCCAGUCCGAACCGACAACGCUUCCUCUCUGAUCAGCAGUCCCCCCGAAUCAAGAAGCGGCCCUCUUUCUUCAAGCACGUACGCAGUCUCGCGCUCUUGCCUCAGGAAGAUCGUGUAUUGCUCUUCUUCCGUGACGUCUUACGGGAUGCAAUCUUGAUCAUGUCUGCAUGCGUCAACGUAGUCGAACUAGAGACGACAGGCGAUUUCCUGCGGCGGACAAAUGUCGCCGGGAAUCUACAGAGAUUCACGGACAUCAUCAUCUAUUGA
Messenger RNA from Serendipita indica DSM 11827, 1293 nucleotides. The record is from the annotation of a GenBank genome assembly. Lineage: Eukaryota; Fungi; Basidiomycota; Agaricomycetes; Sebacinales; Serendipitaceae.